GAGAAGAAGGAAAACUCAGAGGGAAGUGGCCUCUUACCAAACCCUCUGACGUUCUCAGCACUGGCCAGAUUGAAACUGCCAUUCCGGGGGAGAGAGGCCCAGACCCAGAACUUCCACCUGUGUGAGGCUCUGAAGCUGCUCAUGAAUCCCCGAAAGAAAGUGGACUUGAAACUUAUCAUCGUUGGCGCUCUUGGUGUGGGGAAGACCUCUCUCCUUCACCAAUAUGUACACAAAACAUUUUUUGAGGAAUACCAGACCACACUGGGGGCCAGCAUCCUCUCCAAAAUUAUCAUACUGGAUGACACAACUUUGAAGCUCCAGAUCUGGGACACAGGUGGUCAAGAGCGGUUCCGCUCCAUGGUAUCAACGUUCUACAAAGGUUCCGAUGGCUGUAUCCUGGCGUUUGAUGUCACUGAUCCAGAGUCCUUUGAAGCCCUGGGUAUCUGGAGGGAUGACGUCCUGGCAAAGAUCAUCCCCAUGGAGCAGUCAUAUCCCAUGGUAGUGCUUGGGAACAAAAUCGAUCUGGAAGACAGGAAGGUGUCCCAGGAGGUGGCCCAUGGAUGGUGUAAAGAGAAGGACAUGCCUUACUUUGAAGUUAGUGCCAAGAAUGACAUCAAUGUGGUACAAGCCUUUGAGGUUCUGGCCAGCCGGGCACUCUUGAGGUACCAAGGCACCGUAGAGAAUCACCUUGUGGACUCUAUCAAGCUCUCACCAGGCCAGCCAAAGAGCAGGUGCUGCUGACUCCUGGACCCGCAGCUGUGUGCAGGCCACUCACUCCAAGCUCAACCCCACCAGUCCCCGGCAUGCCCCUACCAAGCCAGGAGGGCAGCAGGAGAGAGUGUCACAGGCAAAUCCUGGCCCCAGAGAAGGUGUCACAGGAGUCUCGAUGGCUCACGCUCUUCUGCUUCCACUCCCCUGACACAGUCCUGCUCAUCUCUGCAGACAGGCUGCUCCCUUGAGCCCUGCGGACCUAUAGCUUCGGAUGACGCUGACGGUGUGGUUCUGCUUCAGCCAGGCCAAGGAGCCAGGACAUGGACCACUCACUCCUCCUGACAGGCAGAAGCCAACAGGCCUGAGACCUCCUGCGGCUUCUUCCAGGGAGAAGUGAGGAAGCAAGACGGGAUGCUGUUGUUCCUGCCUCCCAGGUGCUCACACAGCUCCCAUAACUGACCAGGCCUCAGCGUGCCCAUCUGCCAGAUCAGCGGUCCCAAAGUCCCCCGUAUCCCACUGUGGUUUGAGGACCAGACGAUGCAUCUAAGUCCCACUUGCUGCUACUGGCACACACGUUGACUCCUUCAGCAAGCGUUUUUGAUGCCUUCUCUGUACACGGCACUGAGCACACUGGCAACACAUGUCCUUAUCCCCCAAAGGACAUCUGG
Molecule: messenger RNA, 1379 nt
Organism: Peromyscus eremicus (cactus mouse)
Lineage: Eukaryota; Metazoa; Chordata; Mammalia; Rodentia; Cricetidae
Gene: Rab7b
Product: RAB7B, member RAS oncogene family
Exons: 6
Coding region: 142-741 (199 amino acids)
Biological process (GO): endosome to lysosome transport; phagosome-lysosome fusion
Cellular component (GO): phagocytic vesicle; lysosome; late endosome
Molecular function (GO): GTP binding; GTPase activity
Source: RefSeq, a predicted model, not a curated record